Messenger RNA from Lentinula edodes (shiitake mushroom), 351 nucleotides. RefSeq lists its product as uncharacterized. The coding region runs from base 1 to 351 and encodes 116 amino acids. Lineage: Eukaryota; Fungi; Basidiomycota; Agaricomycetes; Agaricales; Omphalotaceae. The transcript is spliced from 2 exons. The record is from RefSeq and is a predicted model, not a curated record.
AUGUUACCCCAGUUACAGCAAUCAUCUUCAUCACCGUUAACGACUCCUCCGACUCCUCCUCACUUGCCUAAACUCUCCACUCCUAUCGCUCACCGCCUCCUGCAACCUCCAUCCGCCCAGAAGCCUCUUCCCCUCCAAUCAAUCGGCAAUAUCGUGAAAUUCAGUAUGGAAGACCUCCGUGAAUCAUUCCUCCGAGUUGAAGAAUUCUGGUACGAACCAGAGUACGAUGGUUCUGUGAUCAAAUUGGUGAAAGAUGCGGAUUCGCCGGAGGAGGCAUUCGUCGCAGGGAUUUCUUCUACUUUCUCCCAUAGAUCCUCCUGCAUCUCCGCCAGAUCCUCCUUUGUCUUCUAA